Molecule: messenger RNA, 1097 nt
Organism: Eimeria acervulina
Lineage: Eukaryota; Apicomplexa; Conoidasida; Eucoccidiorida; Eimeriidae
Product: Pfs, related
Exons: 3
Biological process (GO): protein palmitoylation
Cellular component (GO): Golgi membrane
Molecular function (GO): protein binding; palmitoyltransferase activity
Source: RefSeq, a predicted model, not a curated record
AUGCAGCAGCUGGAUCUCCCUCCAGGCGAUGCCUCUGCUGAGGGCCUAAAAGCUGCAGAGAAAGAAUCAGACAGCAGGAGCAGCAGCAGGAGCAGCAGCAGCAGCAGGAGCAGCAGCAGCAGUAGCAGCAGCAGCAGCAGAUCACUAGCGAUGAAUUCCGGCGGGCUGCGUCCUCGCGGUGGGCAGUUGCCUGCGCCAGCAGCAGCAUCAGCAGCAGCAGCAGCAGCAGCUUCUGCUGCUAACCGCAGCUGCAGUAUGGGGUCUUCGUCCGAAGAUACAGAUCGAGGUGUCUGUACACCUGAAGCAGGAGGACGCGUUGCAGAUGAUGCUGCUGCUGCUGCAUCUGCUGCUGCAUGCAGUGUGGGGAGACGCUGGGGCUGCGAUUCGCUGCAUGCAUGGGCAGCAGAGCUCUGUCAGCAGCCUGGGGUGUAUGCGCAGCUCUUUUUGCUGCUUCGUUCAUCUCAAACUGAGCUUGCUGCUCUCUGCAUGCAGCAGCUGCAGCCCCGUCGCUUCGCAGACAUCAGAGACGCUUCUGGCUAUACUCUGCUGCACUGGGCUGCUCUUUGUAACGAACGCAGCAUCAUGAAGCUCCUCAUAGAAGCAGGUGCUGACGUAAACGCUAGAGCGAGUGAAACGAAGCAAACACCGCUGAUGUGGGCGGUAACGAAAGACAAUGCUGCUGCAGCACGUUUGCUGCUGCAGCACGGCGCAGCUUUAUAUGAGCACCAGCUAACCUCCAGCAGCAGCAGCAGCAGCAGGAGCAGGAGGAUAAGUGAGGGAUUGCAUGCAGAGCCCCUGUGCGACUCACAAGGAGAGCGUUUGCUGCUGCUAGACUCUAAAGGAGCCACGUGCUGCACUUUAGCUGCGCAGCACAACUCACCAAAGUGUUUGCUGCUGCUGACGAAGCUGCUCGGGCCUGCAGCACUCGCUGUCCCUGAUGCAAGCGGGUCAACGCCCGCGCACUGGGCAGCUUAUAAGGGGCACACGCUGGUGCUGCGUUUGCUGCUGUACUUCAACGUAGAUGUAACAGCUGUUGAUUUGUUUGGCUGUCUCCCUCUACACCGCGCAGCAGAAGGGGGACACCUAGAAGCCUUUCG